AUUGGUGAUUUUUACGGCUCAUUUCUAGUAUCCACGUCAGGAAUAACCGCGAUCAGCUGCGACAUGACAGUUAAGGAGAGAUUGGAGGCGUACAGAAGCAAAAAGCGUAAGGAAAAAAUAAUGGAAUCAAUCAAGAACACAAUGAAAUACGCAUUUUCGUGGAGUAGCAAAAACGAAAUCGAGAAGUCUAUCGAGAAACCGAAGAAAGACGAGGAGAAUAACAUGGAAGAAAAUGACACGGAUGAUGACGCAGAUGAAGAAUGCAAAGAUCUUUUGGAGGAAGAGAAAGACAAACAAUUAUCCUACAAAGAUCCUCGAAUACUUUAUUUGACUUACAUGAUAGUCGUUGCAAUGUGGAUUAGUUUAUACAUGGUUGUACUCCGAUAUGAGUUUGGUACUGUUUACCUAGUGCUGUCAGCUCUGUUCUUCAUUUGCUGGAACACCAGAUCUGAUCCGAAGCAACCUGGCGAGCUCAGCGCUUAUUCUGUCUUCAAUCCGAAUUGCGAGGCAAUUGAGGGAACGCUCGAUGCGUCGCAGUUUGAAAAAGAAAUAAGAUAUGGUAUAGGAGGGGUACGAUAAGAUCAAGAUAGAAUUUCAAUGAACUCUGAGUACUGAUUUGCUGUUGAGAUGUAAUCCAUAUUUUGAUUUACUUAAUCUCGCGAUUGGAUUGCAGUGAUGGAGAGAUGAUUGUGUAUAUAAAUUUUCAAUAAGCAACUUCACAAUUUUAAAUUGAGUGACAUGACUCAGAUGUAAAUACAUGUACAUUUGUAUUUAGUUUUUUGGAAUUUGUAUAUAUUUAAAAGCCAAUGUGAUCUUAUUUAAUUUUACAAAAAACUUUAUAAAGCUGCAAAAAAUGCAUCCAGUAUAUAUAAAAUAUGUCCAAAUGUGCAUACAACAAAAGUUUAAAUUCUGACUCAUUAACCAAUUUUAAAAAUAGAAUUAUAGUUUUGUUCAUGCUA
This is a messenger RNA of Pogonomyrmex barbatus (red harvester ant), 959 nucleotides long. RefSeq names its product SAYSVFN motif domain containing 1 (gene Saysd1). The record is from RefSeq and is a predicted model, not a curated record. Lineage: Eukaryota; Metazoa; Arthropoda; Insecta; Hymenoptera; Formicidae.